Molecule: messenger RNA, 1302 nt
Organism: Penicillium antarcticum
Lineage: Eukaryota; Fungi; Ascomycota; Eurotiomycetes; Eurotiales; Aspergillaceae
Product: fungal specific transcription factor domain-containing protein
Exons: 4
Coding region: 1-1302 (433 amino acids)
Source: RefSeq, a predicted model, not a curated record
AUGCUCGAGCGAUAUGCUGAGGAAGUCACCGUCCAGGGUCUUGGAUGGGACGGUCCGUCCUGUCAGGUGCUGUUAGCGUGCGCCCUGGCAUCAUCUACUUCGUCUAAGUUUGUACCAUUGACCGACGAGGAUAUUACUAUUGACUUUGAUCGGCUCCCGCCACCUCCCAUGUCAGACGCCAAUAUGGAUUUAGCUGAAACCUAUUUCCACGCAGCGAAGCAGCGGUUCGGGUUCCUACACACCUCCCCGACUGAUAUCCAGUGCUUCCUACUUGCUGGUAGCUACCACAGACAUGCCAUGCGUCCUCUGCAAGCCUGGUUCUGUUUCCAGCAAGCGUCCUGCAGGCUAGAAGUGCGGCUACGGUCUUUGUGUAGAGAACAAUGGACUGCCGAUGACAACUAUCAUAACCUGGAGUCUCGUCUAUAUUGGUCCUGUAUUCAAGCCGAGCAUGAAAUGCAAAGCGAGCUCCCUCUCUGGAGUAGCGGGCUUGAAAGCCUAGGUUAUUCGGAUCCAUUCCCAACAUUCUCCCGCAAAACACCUCCUUCUUAUGACCAGAUGCAGGAUGAUUCCCAGGACUUUGCAGUCAAGCCGGGAUUUAAACUAAGCGGCACCGAAGAGGAAAAGGGGUGGAAAUUCUACAUAGGAUCUAUCUGUAACCGCCGAACCACUAAUGACCUGCUAGCCGAUAUGUGGCGGCAGGGUGAGAAAGGCUGGACUAAAGAUAUCCCUGAUCUCCUGAAAAGAUCAGCUGCAGCAGAGAGUGUCGUGACUUCAUGGUAUCAAAUCUCCAUCGCAGGAAUACAAUCGCCGAAAGACAAUCCAGACCUGAUGUUCUUCUUCCGCGGCCGGUUCCACAUGGCUCUAGAACGGAUCUACAGACCAGCUUUCUACUUAGCAAUGCACUUCCAGACUAUGCCAACCUUCAUAAAGCAGGACAACCAAUUAUGGCUGCAAGUCUUCGGCCUAGCCCAAAAAGCAGUGGAUAACUGCGUCCAGCUAAUCCCAAACUACUAUUACCAGUUUCGCCACGAGUGGAUCUGGAACGUAAUCCGCGCCAGUUUCUCCUGCGCCCUGCACAUCAUCGGCGUCGUGCUAUACCAGCUCGAGGCGUCACGGACACCAGGAACUUGGCAGAUGCGCGUGCCGCCCAAUUGGGCUGGUCUUGUUCGGGUUUCGCUGCGCACAUUGAAGCAUUGGGCUGCUGAGUCUAUUGAUAUUGAGAUUAUGCGAUCGACCCUUGAGAGGAUGUAUCAGGGAACUUGUAGGUUGGCUAAUAUUCGGCCUGAUCUUCAUAUGUUAUGA